This is a messenger RNA of Arachis ipaensis, 942 nucleotides long. The record is from RefSeq and is a predicted model, not a curated record. NCBI's taxonomy places the organism in Eukaryota, Viridiplantae, Streptophyta, Magnoliopsida, Fabales, Fabaceae.
AUGGCUGACAAGGAAAAUUCACAACUUUCACAAGAUGACCUCCUGGCUCAGAUCGCUGAGCUUCAGGCGGAGGUACGAAGGAUAGCCGAGCUCUCAACACAAAAUACUGGAGAGAACUCCAAGGGCUCAGCUCAAAGUACGGCGGACCCUUUAAACAUCGUCCCGCCAAAGGAAAAGCUCACCCUCGACAACCCCUUCUCCGAGGAGAUCACGAAUUACCAGAUGCCAAAAAACUUUACGCUGCCCACCGCGCUGGAGCCGUACAAGGGGUUCGGCGACCCGCGAGCCCAUGUGAAGAAGUUCCAAUCGAUGAUGUUCUUCAACGGCCCGAACAAUGAGGCCGUCCUUUGUCGAGCAUUUCCCACUUACCUAGAUGGUGCAGCGUUACUCUGGUUUUCUAAACUUUCUGCAGGUUCGAUCUCCUCCUUUGAAGACCUCGCCAGAUUAUUUAUUGAUUACUUCGCUGCAUCAAGAAUAUAUAUACAUGGCUCGGACUUUCUCGGCACCAUCAAACAAGGACAGCAUGAGAGUCUGAAAGACUACAUGACCAGAUUCGCUGACGCCACUAUGGAGAUCCAAGACUUGGACCCGGCCGUUCACCUGCACGCUCUCAAGGCCGGCCUCAAACCUGGCAAAUUUCGGGAGACCAUUGCCAUAACAAAACCAAAGACGUUAGAGGAAUUCCAAGAAAGGGCGGCUGGGCAAAUGGAGAUCGAAGAACUCCGAGAAGCCCAGAAAUCAGACAAACAGCCACAUCGGAGAGAUGAGGAAAGGACUUUCAGAUCGCCAGGCAACAGGGACACAAAGAAACCUCCUAAGCCCGCGUCAAAGUACAACACAUACACCAGAUUUAACACCAGAAGAGAGAACAUCAUCAGAGAGAUCCUCAACGCCAGAAUCAUAAAACCACCAGCCCGAGCAGGGAACUACCAGGAUCAAUGA